UUAUGCACUGGUUUUUGUGGUGGACCUGCAUCAAGACAAGAGGGGUGGUCACUAUUAGACAAAAUAAUCUAAUAGUGACUUUUGUAUUUAUCCAUGGAUACAGGAUACUUAAUUGCUCAGCUUCACGGAUUUUGAAAACAACUGAUAACAUACAAUAUCUGAUAUUUUAUAUAUUUUAAAAAUACAUAGUAUUGUCUUUAUAUGAUUAAUAAUUAAAUUGGUUUUUUUUCCUUUUAAAAGUUUGGUGCCUUGGUUAAUGUAGAUGGUGGAUUGGUUGGAUUGAUGGCCACUAUUCCAUGAAGUCAUGUGACAUAUUCAUUUUCUAUUACUGAUUUUUGUGUGAUGAUGAUUAUAAAUGUUAGAGAAAUGCUGAAUGAUACAAAAACUAUUUUUAAAACAAUUUACAAAAAAAAAUAUUGUGAUUUAUUGGAUGCUUGUUUAGUGUAUAAGAUGGCCACUAUCCAUGAAGUCAUGUUUGACAUCUUCAAUUUCUGCUACUGAUUUUUGUGUGAUGAUUAUUAUAAAUGUGAAAUGCUCAAUGAUUCAACAUUUUUUAUUAAAAACAAUUUUCAAAUGAAAAAAAUAAAAAUAAAAAAUUGUUGUGUUUUAUAUGAUGCUUGUUUACCGUAUAAGAUUGCUCCCCUCCCCCUUUUUUCAAUUAUGAUUGGCCAUUAAUCUUUUGUAACAAUUUUGUAUAGAAAUUUCUGUAACAAAUAGCAUUGUUAUCUAAAUUACAUUCCAAGUAAAGGAAUGCUCUACGGGUUAGAUUAUAUCAACAUGGUGUGUUCAACUAAGCAUUGUUGAAUAAGGGAACGUGUGCAAUAUGCUUGAAUACAAUGAAACCAGGGCAGGGGCAGGCCAUUUUUACUGCAGAAUGUUCUCACUCUUUCCAUUUCCAAUGCAUCACAUCUAAUGUAAGAUAUGGGAAUCAGAUUUGCCCUGUUUGCAGAGCAAAAUGGAAAGAAGUUCCUUUUCAAAAUACUGCAUCCAAUGUCUCCCAUGACAUCUCUCAACCAAGAGGUGACACCUGGUCAGGUAUACUACGGAGACUUUCUUCCUCACGACAAAAUGGUACAGUUCGGCAGGGUUCUUCACGUCUUAAUCUUAACCAUAAUCAUAAUAUAACAGAACCAGCUAUCUUUGAUGACGAUGAUGAAGUCUUGGAUCAACAAACUUCAAUUACUCACCAUGUUAAUGAUGUUGAUCAUAGCAUAGAAAAUAGAAUGGAGAUCACAACAUAUCCUGAAGUUUCAGCUGUUUCAAAAUCAGACUCUCAUGAUAACUUUACUGUAUUGGUUCAUCUUAAGGCUCCACCUUAUUCCAUCAAACAAAAUGGUGGCAGAAGCAGUGUUGAACCUUCAGUUGAGACAUCGCCUUCGCGUGCUCGAGUUGAUCUUGUCACAGUUCUUGAUGUAAGUGGUAGCAUGACAGGUUCAAAGAUUACAUUACUGAAACAAGCUAUGAGUUUUGUCAUACAGAAUCUAAGUUCCUCAGAUCGUCUUUCUAUCAUUGUGUUUUCCUCAACAGCCCGUCGCAUCUUCCCUCUACGACGGAUGAAUGAUGAUGGGCGACAACAGGCAUUGCGUGCAGUUAACGCUUUGGUUCCAAAUGGUGGAACAGACAUUGCUGAAGGAUUGAAGAAAGGGGUUAAGGUGUUUGUUGACCGUCGAUGGAAGAAUCCAGUGGGCGGUAUCAUGUUACUAACUGAUGGACAGGAUACUCAUAAUAUUUGUACCACAGCUGGUAUCGGAGAAGGUUAUCAGUCUCUUGUUCCGAACUCCAUUCAUCGUAAUAACGGUGAAGGUUUGAAAAUACCAGUGCAUGCAUUUGGUUUUGGUGUUGAUCAUGAUGCUACUUUGAUGCAUUCCAUCUCUGAGAUUUCUGGAGGCACAUUUUCCUUUAUUGAAGCUGAGGAAGUGAUUCAGGAUGCGUUCGCUCAGUGUAUUGGGGGAUUAUUGAGUGUGGUUGUUCAAGAUCUACAUGUGGAAGUUCGGUGUGCUCAGUCUCGUUUGCAACUUAGUUCAGUAAAAGCAGGAAGUUACCAAAGUACAUUGACUAACAAUGCAAGAAUGGCUUCCAUAAAGGCAGGAGAUUUGUAUGCUGAAGAAGAAAGAGACUUUUUAGUGACACUCAAUGUUCCAGUUGAGAAAUCUAGUGAUGAGAUGUCAUUGUUGAUCAUUACAUGUAUUUAUAGUGACCCCAUCACAAAAAUGGAGGGUUUGGAUGUAACAAGUGAAGUGAAGAUUCAGAGACCUAAUGUGGCUAGAGAUCAAGUUGUAUCAAUAGAAGUAGAUAGGCAAAGGAAUAGACUUCAAGCUACUGAGGCAAUGGCUGAGGCUAGAGUCGAAGCAGAACGUGGUGAUUUGACUGCUGCAAUUUCUGUCCUAGAAAGAUGUCAAAGGGCAUUAUCUGAAACUAUUUCUGCUCAAGCCGGUGAUCCAUUAUGUACUUCUCUUUCUGCUGAACUAAAGGAGAUGCAGGAUAGAAUGGCAACUCGACGUGUUUAUGAAGAAUCUGGAAGAGCUUAUGUACUAUCAGGAAUGAGCUCUCAUUUAGGGCAAAGAGCAACUGCAAGAGGUGAUUCCACAGACUCCACCAGCUUCGUGCGUGCGUACCAAACUCCUUCCAUGGCUGACAUGGUAUCACGUUCCCAAACCAUUCUUGUGAGGACACCACAAUCAUCGGGAAAUAUUCUACGACCUACUAAAUCCUUUAGUGGUCGGCAGCAAAGAAAAUAAUCAGGGGAAUUUUACAUUGCUCUAUAGAGAUUAGCUUUUAUUUUUAAAGCUAGAUAGGCAGCAGGAAGGAAAGGAAAUGAUUUUAGGCAUUUUGAAUUGUAAAUGCUCCAUGCGAUACUCUUCUAAUUCUUUUUUAUUAGUGGGUGCUCUUCCUUCUGUUUUUCCUUUUGAACAAAUAAAAUAGUAUUUUUUUUUCAGGUGAUUUUUUGUGCCCAACACAGCAUCGGGGUUUCAAAUUUUAGCUACAUACAUACUUAUAUGAAUGUAUGUACUUCUAUUAGUUGAUUCAAUUGAAUACAAAAAGCAGUUUGGAUUCUAA
Medicago truncatula (barrel medic) is the source of this 3057-nucleotide messenger RNA. RefSeq names its product E3 ubiquitin-protein ligase WAV3. The record is from RefSeq and is a predicted model, not a curated record. Gene Ontology annotation, molecular function: metal ion binding. Lineage: Eukaryota; Viridiplantae; Streptophyta; Magnoliopsida; Fabales; Fabaceae. The transcript is spliced from 2 exons. The coding region runs from base 837 to 2738 and encodes 633 amino acids.